Messenger RNA from Mya arenaria, 955 nucleotides. RefSeq lists its product as uncharacterized. The transcript is spliced from 4 exons. The record is from RefSeq and is a predicted model, not a curated record. Bases 194 to 517 code for a protein of 107 amino acids. NCBI's taxonomy places the organism in Eukaryota, Metazoa, Mollusca, Bivalvia, Myida, Myidae.
UUGAAUAGCUUGAUAUAUUAUACUGAAGGUGACUGAGUCUAUAGUAUAUUGGACUCCACGUUACUAAAGAAGUGAAAUAAUUGAACAUUUUGUUUCACAAUUCCUCUGUUUGGAUAAGAAGUUACUUUUAAUAUUAAAGGUUGGACGUUUUGGGGUUUGAUAAUCAAUACAGCAACCAUAAACAGUAAUCACAAUGGGUGAGUGGCAAAAUGGACUUUUCGGGUGUUUCUCAAACUGCGGGGUUUGCAUCAUGACCUACUUCCUGCCUUGCGUCACUGCCGGCAAGAACGCAGAGGCCGUCGGCAAGGGCUGCUGCCUGUGGGGAUUCCUGUCCAUACUUGGACCUAUCGGCAUCUACACCCGGGCUCAAGUCCGUCAGCUGAUCAGAGAACAAAAAGGAAUUGAUGGGUCGUUCGGGAUGGAUUGCCUCAUGCACUGGUUCUGUGGUCUGUGCUCCCUUAUCCAGGAAGCCAAUGAACUCGGUGCCGCUCAAGCGCAGUCCAUGGCUCGCGAAUAAACAGGGAACCAGCAUUGCAAUCACGUGACUUCAACAGCCAAUCACAUUGUUUCGUCAUCUAUUUUUAGACGUUUAAGAAGACAGACUAAAUAAAGUGUUUAGAUCCGUUUAAGAUAUGAAAAGAAAAACAUAUAAUGUUAAAAAUACAAACAGUAUUCCUCAUUAUUCAUUUGAAAUUGAAAAAAAGACAAAUCAUAUUUUAUUAUUGCUCUCAUUUGAAACAUUUUGCCUUUAAGAUUAAGCUCUGUGAUCAAAUACCAUACGAAAUUGCAACUGUUUUUAUGUCCCAAUUUUAUUUUAAUUAUACAAUGUAUUAACAAUAUAUGUGUAUAUACCUGUACCAGAACGUUUUACUUGUGUGAUUAUUUCUCAUGUUUUUAAACUGUUCAACUUUUAAAAUUAUUUCUGAUACUUUUUAAAUAAAACGUAUAAAAGAAA